Messenger RNA from Saxophila tyrrhenica, 1026 nucleotides. RefSeq lists its product as uncharacterized. The coding region runs from base 1 to 1026 and encodes 341 amino acids. The transcript has 6 exons. The record is from RefSeq and is a predicted model, not a curated record. NCBI's taxonomy places the organism in Eukaryota, Fungi, Ascomycota, Dothideomycetes, Mycosphaerellales, Extremaceae.
AUGGGCCAUGUACGGGAUAGGCGUACUGUUGACCUUUGCUCGAAUAUGUUGAUCUUGGUCAUGUUCACGUUCUUCACAUGGUCGCUGAACGAAGUCUCCUUGAACGGGAGCAACUUCAUGUCCCACAAGGACGCCGUAGCCCUCGACGAUGAAGGCGUCAGACGAGCGAUCUGGGGCAGCAAGUGUACCUUGAUCCUCGAGAUGUUCACUCUGGUGAUCCUCUGGGGCGUCAAAGGCUGCCUCUGCCUUAUGUACUAUCGAUUGACACAGAAGCUGGGCAAGCUUCAUAUUGCCGUCAAGUUCAUCGCCGGCUACUGCGUGGUUGCAUAUAUUCUGGUCAACGUACUUUAUCUGGGAUACUGGUGCCAGCCGAUCUCCGGGUACUGGGCGGUACCCGUUGUACAUCGCCAAUGCGCGUCGUACUACCACCACAUGAUCUUCGCAACAGCUUGGAAUAUCUCCGCAGAUCUCAUGCUGCUUGCCAUUCCGUUCUUCAUCAUCCCGAGGCUACAACUGCCUCUGGUGCGCAAGCUGAUGAUUAUGGGCGUGCUCUGUCUGGGAGUGUUCGACAUCAUGGCUGCGGUCAUGAACAGAUAUUACAACUUCUCGCAUCCGAACAGCGUCGUCUACCUGCGAUGGUAUGCCGGCGAAGUCGGCACUGCAAUCUACGUCGUCAACAUCCCCGCCUGCCGGCCACUACUGCGAAGGAUCCUCCAGAAGGCAGGGUUCACCGCGACCGAGACACGAUCUAGCGACCUCCGAUACAAUAGCGAUCCGCAGUAUGGCUCGAAACAUCACAGCAGACGGUUCCACGCCGGCUUCUCGUCAAGUGACAAGAAGCCAACAGUUGCGGACGACGAGGUCCAUCUGGCUGAUAUGCGCCAUGACCGCUGGACUUUUCAAGGGCCUCAAUAUGGUCAGGGGCCUCAGAGGCAAUCCAGUUGGCGUUCGGAGAACGAGGAAGAGCAAGUGGUGCCCGAAGGCGCGAUCAGGAAGACGAUGAAGGUCAUGCAACACCGAGAGUGA